AUGCGAAUUUUGAAUGUGGCAGAAAAGCCUUCGGUAGCAAAGUCACUUGCAGAUAUUCUCUCUGGUGGGGCUGCAAGGCCCACUAAGGGGCUUAAUAAGUACUGUUCUGUAUUCAGAUUUGAUGGGCAGGUUGAGGGAGCACAGUGCCAAAUGGUAUUUACAAGCGUGCUUGGUCAUCUGUAUUCUCUGGAGUUUGAAAGGAAAACCAGCUGGACAGAAAUAGAUCCAAGCGAGCUGUUUGAGGAUAAAUUAAAGUGGUCUAUUCCAAGCACCAUGGAGGGAGUUUUUAAGACAAUAAAGCAGCUUAGCACUGAGUGUGACAUGCUUAUCAUCUGGACAGACUGUGAUAGAGAGGGAGAAAACAUAGGCAUGCAGGUAGCAAAUGUGGUGAAGGACAGAAUUCAGCGGGUAAAGCGCGCAAGAUUCUCUGGGCUAAGUAGGUACGAUGUAAUGCACGCGAUGGAGAAUCUUGGAGAGCUGAACAUAAACGAGUCAAAGGCAGUGGAGUCUAGGAUAGAGAUAGAUCUGCGAAUUGGCGCUGCGCUGACAAGACUACAAACACUUCAGCUGCAGAACAUCAUUGAGGCAAAGUCUGUCAUCAGCUAUGGCAGUUGCCAGAUUCCUACGCUUGGGUUUGUCUGUGCAAGAGAGGAGAGCAUUGAGAAUUUUGUCGAGGAAAAAAACUGGACAAUUCAGGCAGAUGUGCAGCACAAUGGAGAGAAAGGUGUGUUUAAGUGGGAAAGAGGGCUGGUGUAUGACGAGGAAUAUGUAAAUAUCAAGCUGGGUGCAGUCAGUGGGGCAGAUCUCAUAGUGAGCAAGAUAGAAACAAAGAAGAGGUACAAAUCUAGGCCGUGGCCGCUCAGGACAGUUGAGCUGCAGAAAUUCUUUGCGCGGGGGAAGAGUGUGGCCAAUUCCCACGAGCUCAUGAAUAUCGCAGAGUCACUGUAUACAUCGGGAUACAUUAGCUAUCCCAGAACAGAGACGGAUGCAUUUCCAAGCAACUUCAACUCAAAGGAUCCAAUGGCAGCACUAAAAGGAGACUCCGUACUUGGUGAGUAUGCGAAAAACCUGAAGCCAGGAGUGCCUUCAAAGGGCAACCACAAUGACCAGGCGCAUACGCCAAUAUACCCUCUCAAGUCUGGAUCUGCGCUGAAUGGAAAGGAGCGGUCUGUUUAUGAGUAUAUAGCAAGGCGGUUCCUAGCCUGCUACAGCGCAAAUGCAGAGGGAGAGGAGGAGCUGAUUGAGUGCCAGAUAAACGGAGAAACAUUCAUACGGAAGACCCUGAAGGUCACAAAGAAGAACUAUCUUGAGGUGUUUAUAUACGAAAAGUGGGGAGACACUGAGGGCGAUCUGGGCCUAAAGAAGGGGCAGAAGGUGCCGUGGACCCCAAGCAAAAAAGACUCGCACACAGAAAAGCCGCACUUUCUCACAGAGGCAGAGCUAAUUGCAAAAAUGGAUGGCAAUGGGAUUGGAACGGACGCUACCAUACACGACCACAUUGAAAGAAUCAAGGAAAGAAAGUACGUUGAGGUGGUUAACAAAAACUCAAUAAAGAGCACAUGGCUUGGGCGCUCUCUCAUCAACGGGUACAAAAGCAUUGGGCUGACGAUCAGCGAGCCUCAGCUAAGAAAGGAGUUUGAGUGCAAUCUUAAGAAGGUAUGCAGCGGCGAGCUUUCAGCAAAGAGUCUUAUUGACCAAGAAAUCACCAAGUAUAGAGAAAUAUAUGCGGCAAUUGAGAAGAAUAUGCCAAAAUUUAAGGAAGAGUUUUCCAAGAAUAAAAGUGAUUUCAGCGAGAAGGACCCCGAUCUAGAAAUGGGCGCCUCCAAGCCAUUUGCGUACAAACAAAAUACAUCUAGCUACUCGAAGGGAUAUACACCAAAGAGUGCAUAUCAAAAAAAAGAAGCAGUGUAUGAACGAAAGGAAAGCCCAGGAUACAAGCCGCGGCGGGAGUAUGCACAAAAAGACAGCAGAGAAUCAAAAAAGACAAAGCCAAAUAAAGAGCCCCCCACAUAUACAAACUACAAAAGCUCUUUCCAAACCGCGCUGGAUAUAAACAAGAACAACAUUAACGGGCGGGAUGUGCAUGAUAUUAUGAAACAGAAAGACACUUACCAGAGCCACAGUAUAAGUGAAAAUGCUGGAGAUAACUCAUUUGUGCGCAGUCUUCCAAAGGGAACCGUUGUGUGCAGCUGUAAUGUGAAAGCAAAAGAGCUGAUGGUGAAAAAAGAUGGCCCAAAUAAAGGCAAGAUUUUUUACACAUGCGCAGCAAGGCAGUGCGACUAUUUCAUGUGGAAAGACCCCGCAGAGAAGAAUAGAUGA
Molecule: messenger RNA, 2319 nt
Organism: Nematocida ausubeli
Lineage: Eukaryota; Fungi; Microsporidia
Exons: 1
Coding region: 1-2319 (772 amino acids)
Biological process (GO): DNA topological change
Cellular component (GO): nucleus
Molecular function (GO): zinc ion binding; DNA topoisomerase type I (single strand cut, ATP-independent) activity; DNA binding
Source: RefSeq, a predicted model, not a curated record